AUGCCUGUGGAUAUGAGUUUUAGUUCCUCUGCCCUAAAAGACGAUGUUUGCAAAUGUGAUAUUGAGCGGAACUGUGUGAGUAAUGUCCCUCUCCGUCUGAUCCCAGUCGAGCAGAUCUGUGGUGUGUUCUCCGCCGCCUCCAAACAAAAGGCCUGGGACCAUUUCACCAAAGCUCAGCGCAAGAACAUGGAGAUCUGGAGGAAACAGUGUGAGGAGCUGAGGAGCGCCCACUGUGAGGAGGUGAUGGGAGUCAGACGAGAGGAGGAGAUGGAGAUGUCCGACGAUGAAGACAAAGACCCUCUGUGUAAACGCUCCUGCACCGAGCAAAACGGUGUCCAGAGCCAGGCCUCUCUGUGUGAGGAGAACGACUCACUGCGAUGGCAGCUGGACGCCUACAGGAACGAGGUGGAUCUACUGAGGAGGGAGAACCAGGGCCUGAGCCAGGGCCUGAACCAAGGGCUGAACCAGGGACUGAACCAGGGGCUGAACCAAGGCCUGAACCAAGGGCUGAACCAAGGCCUGAACCAAGGGCUGAACCAGGGCCUGAACCAGGUCCCAGAGGCUCAGAUCCAGCUGCUGCAGCAGAACAUGCACCAAAUGCAACAGCAGUUACUGAGUCUCCAGGAGCAACUGAGGAGCAGGGAGGAUGAACUGGAGCAGGCCCGAGAGGAGCAGAAGGUCAUGGAGAGAGAGGUCCGCAGCCUCACAGAGAAGCUGCUGAAUAUCAAUGUGGAGACUGUGGAAAGCACCAGCUCUGAGCCUCUGGACAAGCCUUUGGCCAAAGCCACCGAGAUAUUGUGCGGUGAACUGCACUUAGGACUUUCCUUUAUUUACCCCGUGAUCCUGAACAUGGUCAACACCACGCUGCGCGUUGAGGGCUCUGAUCUGUCUGCGGUGCGCGCAUUUAAGAACACAGUCCGACAACAGCUGGAAACACGAUUCAAACUGGACUCUGAUGAUCUGCCCUCGUCUAUCCCAGUUGUGGCCUGCAUGUUAGAUCCUCGCUUCAAGCACCUGAAGUUCAUCCCAGACAGCAAAAGAGAGAGCGCAUACAGCCACCUGGACACCCUGCUUCUGGAUGAGAGUGAGACGCUGAGCGUAACAGAUGUCGGUGUGGAAACCUGUGAAACUGAGCAGACGGGGAAGGACAUAGGGAAGAAGGCGCGUCUUGAGCUGGACUUUGCGGAGCUGUUUGGGACGCAUUUCGAAAGCGGGCAGAAUACGGCCCGCGGCUCCACAGCAACUGAAGAGGCCAGACAAUAUUUUCUCUUGCCCCAAAUCCCAACUCUGGACAACCCGUUGCAGUGUCGAGAACGCAGAGGAGACGGCAAGAGAGGAGGCAUCGCGACUGAGAAGGAGGCUCUGCUGCUGGGGGUGAUGUCCACGUUCCUUCACGUUCAUCCGUUUGGAGCCAACCUGGAGUAUCUCUGGUCAUACAUCCAGCGGCUGGACGCCAAGGUGACGGCGGUGGAGCUGGAGCGUCUGAUGCUGAGGCUGCCCUCCACCUUCAGGCAGGAGCUCAGCGGCGUCGGAGCAAACCUCGAGAAACGAUGGAAGUUCUGUGGCUUCGAAACUCUGGGGACGCACUGA
Messenger RNA from Knipowitschia caucasica, 1590 nucleotides. NCBI's taxonomy places the organism in Eukaryota, Metazoa, Chordata, Actinopteri, Gobiiformes, Gobiidae. The record is from the annotation of a GenBank genome assembly.